Messenger RNA from Phytomonas sp. Hart1, 900 nucleotides. Lineage: Eukaryota; Euglenozoa; Kinetoplastea; Trypanosomatida; Trypanosomatidae. The record is from the annotation of a GenBank genome assembly.
GCACAUUUUUUUUUGACGGUACUGUAGCGUGUUGAAAACGAAAAUAUAAAAAUCAGCACCGAUGGACUUUUUUCAAGUGUAUGAUGUACAGACUCUUCAGAGAAAAGCCGACCUACCUGUCAUCGGCGAAAUUAGCAUUGUGUUUGUGCUGGUAGUGGUGGUUGGGGUGCUGCUGCAGCGCCUUCCGGCAUUUUUAGUCCACUCUUUUACUCUGUCUUAUAGUGGGGCGUCCAAAAGGCCAGGGCCCACCCCAGUUCAGUGUCCUAUUGCCCAAGCGGCGGAGGUUCCUGAACACCCACCCGCUUCUCCACCGGACAACGCCGAGGUGGAAGCCGAAAAGACCGGACUCGGUCUCAGUAGCGAAAGUAGCGUUCUUAGUGGGGCGCUGGACUCAUUUUUUGAGGAGGAGGAGAUCCUUGAAGAGUCCCUCUUAGACGCAAACGUCUCGGGAGGCAUUCAAGAAACUCGAUCCGACAAGGACCCCAACGUCAGUCGACAUCCGAAGCCGUCCGAGGAAUCUCCAUUGAAUGCGAAUAAUAUUCAACGGGAUAUUGCCCAAAAGAUGACCCGGUGUUUCAAAAAAAAGGCCACGGUAGCUCCCCGAGUUCCCCAAUUAUCUAAAAGUAAGUUUACCGAUCCCACUGCCACCUUAGAUGCCGCGCUGAAUGACUUUUGGGGCGAGGAGGAUAUCCUAAACGAAGCCAUUAUUGAUUGUGCCGUUGAGGAGUCUAAACAUUCCGCGUGAAUACAAAGUGAGUCACAAGCUUCAAUAUCAAAUGCGAUGGGCCCAGUGCUAUGUGGAAGCUUUGAUAAUGCAAAGUCGCUCAGUAAAAGUGAAAGAUUCCUAUAAAUAAUACCCCUUUUCUCUCAUUUUGUGGUUGUCUGAAUCUUUUCAGGACG